AAAGAGGCAUCAAUAGAGCCUGAUACCAAGUCUGCACUCAAGGCAUCACUCAUGGAGACCCUCGAUUUCUCUAAGGUCAAAAUAUUAGCUCCACUAUUUCUGGAUAUGGAAAUCAGGUAAUCAAUCAUAGAGAAGGAUCAAGAACCUGUGUAGAGAUGGCGUCGAGGCCCCUGCUUCUCUGCAUCAUUUGCCUUGCCAGCUGCUGGCCCCGAAGAAGGUUGGGACUUCCGAUCGGACAUCCAUCGGAUCUCAUCGACGAACCCCUCACAUACCACGCCAGUUGCCCGACACAUCUGGCAAGUAGGCCUCUUUUGGUCGCAUUUGGCAUGACGCCGACGACAUGUUCUGCAGGCUCCCAGGGCAUGACUGCGACGAGUCCGGCGACCUGAUUGCUUGGAGGAUGCCAUGUCAGUCGAAAUAGGCCAUAUCAACAAAAACGGAAAGUAUAG
This is a messenger RNA of Aspergillus vadensis CBS 113365, 449 nucleotides long. RefSeq lists its product as uncharacterized. Lineage: Eukaryota; Fungi; Ascomycota; Eurotiomycetes; Eurotiales; Aspergillaceae. The record is from RefSeq and is a predicted model, not a curated record. The transcript has a single exon. The coding region runs from base 156 to 389 and encodes 77 amino acids.